Molecule: messenger RNA, 3957 nt
Organism: Trichosporon asahii var. asahii CBS 2479
Lineage: Eukaryota; Fungi; Basidiomycota; Tremellomycetes; Trichosporonales; Trichosporonaceae
Product: clathrin heavy chain 1
Exons: 2
Coding region: 1-3957 (1318 amino acids)
Biological process (GO): intracellular protein transport; receptor-mediated endocytosis; Golgi to endosome transport
Cellular component (GO): clathrin complex; actin cortical patch
Molecular function (GO): clathrin light chain binding
Source: RefSeq, a predicted model, not a curated record
AUGGAGCAGUACCAGCGCUACCUCCAGAGCGCCCAGUACAACGAGGCCGCCAAGAUCGCUGCCAACUCGCCCCGUGGCAUUCUGCGCACUCCCCAGACCAUCGAGACGUUCAAGAGUCUGCCUAACGUCCCGGGCUCGCUUUCACCCAUCCUGCAGUACUUCGGCAUCCUCCUCGAGAAGGGAGAGCUCAACAAGUACGAGUCUCUCGAGCUCGCUCGUCCUGUCAUCCAGCAGGGCAAGAAGCAGCUCCUCGAGAAGUGGCUCAAGGAGAACAAGCUCGAGUGCAGCGAGGAGCUCGGUGACAUGGUUCGCACGGUCGACAUGAACCUCGCGCUCUCGGUCUACCUCCGCGCCAACGUCCCCAACAAGGUCGUCGCCUGCUUUGCCGAGCUCAACCAGUUCGACAAGAUCGUUCUUUAUUCUAAGAAGGUCGGCUACACCCCCGACUACGCGCAGCUUCUCCAGCACCUCGUCCGCAUCAACCCGGACAAGGGUGCCGAGUUUGCUACCCAGCUCGUCAACGACGAGAACGGACCUCUCGUUGACCUCGACCGUGUUGUUGACAUCUUCAUGGCCCAGAACAUGGUCCAGCAGGUCACCUCCUUCCUCCUUGACGCCCUCAAGGACAACAAGCCUGAGCAGGGUCACCUCCAGACUCGUCUGCUCGAGAUCAACCUGACCAACGCCCCUCAGGUUGCUGACGCUAUCCUUGGCAACGAGAUGUUCACCCACUACGACCGUCCUCGGAUCGCCAACCUCGCGGAGAAGGCUGGCCUCGCCCAGCGUGCCCUCGAGCACUACGACGACAUCAACGACAUCAAGCGCGUCGUCGUCCACACUCCCCUGUUCAACUCGGACUGGCUUAUCAACUACUUUGGCAAGCUCACUGUUGAGCAGUCUUUCGAGUGCAUGCGCGAGAUGCUCAAGUCGAACAUGCGCCAGAACAGCGCCAUCGUGGUCCAGAUCGCUACCAAGUACUCUGACCUCCUCGGCCCCGUCAAGCUCAUCGAGAUGUUCGAGCAGUUCAAGUCGGCCGAGUGCCUCUACUACUAUCUCGGAUCGAUCGUCAACCUCUCCGAGGAUCCCGAGGUCCACUUCAAGUACAUCCAGGCCGCUACCCGCACUGGUCAGAUCCGCGAGGUUGAGCGCAUCUGUCGCGAGUCGAACUACUACAACCCCGAGAAGGUCAAGAACUUCCUCAAGGAGGCCAAGCUCGAGGACCAGCUUCCGCUCAUCAUUGUGUGCGACCGCUUCGACUUCGUUCACGACCUCGUCCUUUACCUCUACCAGAACGGUCUCACCAACUUCAUCGAGAUCUACGUCCAGCGUGUCAACGCUGCUCGUACUCCUCAGGUCAUUGGCGGCCUCCUCGAUGUCGACUGCGACGAGAGCACCGUCAAGAACCUGCUCAUGUCUGUCACCGGCACCUUCCCCAUUGAGGAGCUUGUUGAGGAGGUUGAGAAGCGCAACCGCCUCAAGCUCAUCCUUCCCUGGCUCAACCAGAAGGUCGAGCAGGGUUCGACCGACAAGGAGGUCUACAACGCUGUUGCCAAGAUCUCGAUCGACUCGAACAACAACCCCGAGGCGUUCCUCAAGGACAACAACCUGUACGACCCUGCUGUCGUCGGAAAGUACUGCGAGAAGCGUGACCCGUACCUCGCCUACAUCGCGUACGCCAAGGGCUUCUGCGACGACGAGCUCAUCAACGUCACCAACGACAACCAGAUGUACAAGCACCAGGCUCGCUACCUCGUCAAGCGCCGUGAUGUCGACCUCUGGACUCAGGUUCUCAACCCUGAGAGCAUCCACCGUCGUGCUCUGAUCGACCAGGUCGUUUCCACUGCCAUUCCCGAGUGCACCGACCCCGACGAUGUCUCCGUCACCGUCAAGGCGUUCAUGCACAUGGAGCUCCACGGACCUCUCAUCGAGCUACUCGAGAAGAUCAUCCUCGAGCCCUCGCCCUUCAGCGACAACAAGUCGCUCCAGUCACUCAUGUUCCUUACCGCCAUCCGCAACGACAAGGGACGCGUCAUGGGUUACAUCAACAAGCUCGAGGGCUACGAUGUUGAGGCAAUCGCCAAGGUCGCUACCGAGUCCGAGCUCUACGAGGAGGCGUUCACGAUCUACCAGAAGCACAACAUGCACGCUGAGGCCAUGAACGUCCUCGUCGAGCACAUGGUCUCGAUCGACCGUGGUGUCGCCUACGCGAACAAGGUCAACGAGCCCGCCGUCUACAGCCGUCUCGCCAAGGCCCAGCUUGACGGUCUCCGUGUCAAGGACGCCAUCGACUCUUACAUCAAGGCGGACGACCCCUCCAACUUUGAGGAGGUCAUUGAGAUUGCCAACCGCGCUGGCAAGAACGACGACCUCGUGCGCUACCUGCAGAUGGCCCGCAAGACUGCCCGUGAGCCCAAGAUUGACACCGAGCUUGCCUACAACCUCGCGAAGACUAACCGUCUUCGUGACAUGGAGGAGUUCCUGUCGAUGACCAACGUCGCCGACAUCCUUGCCACUGGUGACAAAUGUUUCGAAGACGAGCUCUACGAGGCCGCCAAGAUCCUCUACACCUCGCAGUCUAACUACGCCCGUCUCGCGACCACCCUUAUCUACCUCGGCGAGAUGGCUGAGGCCGUCGAGGCUGCCCGCAAGGCUGGCAACACCCAGGUCUACAAGCAGGUCCACGCCGCUGCCCUCGACAAGAAGGAGUUCAAGCUUGCGCAGAUCGCUGGCCUCAACCUGAUUGUCCACGCCGAGAUGCUCAACGACGUCGUCAAGCUCUACGAGCGUCAGGGCUACUUCGAGCAGCUUAUCUCCCUCCUCGAGGCCGGUACUGUUCUUGAGCGUGUCCACAUGGGUCUGCUCACCGCUCUCGCCGACGCCUACUCGAAGUACGCCCCGGAGAAGCUCAUGGAGUACCUCAAGACGUACUGGCAGCGCAUCAACCUUGCCAAGGCUAUCCGCUCCGCUGAGGCUGCCGCGCUCUGGCCGGAGCUCGUCUUCACUUACAUCAAGUACGACGAGAUGGACAACGCCGCUCUCGCCAUGCUCGAGCGCUUUGGUGACUGGGACCACGAGCAGUUCAAGAAGGUUAUCGCCAAGGUUGCCAACACCGAGAUCAUCUACCGCUCCAUCUCGUUCUACAUCUCGAACCAGCCUCUUCUGCUCAACGACCUGCUCGCUACGGUUAGCACCCGUGUCGACCACGCUCGUGUCGUGAAGAUCCUCCAGGCGGCCGACAACGUUCCUCUCGCCAAGAAGUACCUGAUCGCUACCCAGAAGCUCAACCUCCGCGUCAUCAACGAGGCUUACAACGAUCUCCUCAUCGAGGAAGAGGACGCCCAGACCCUGCGCUCCAGCCUGGAGAGCUACGACCAGUACGACGCCAUUGCCCUCGCCAAGCAGCUGGAGAAGCACGAGCUCCUCGAGUUCAGGCGUAUCGCUGCUCUGCUCUACCGCCUGAACAGCAAGUGGGAGGAGUCUCUGUCGGUCUCGAAGGCCGACCGCCUGUGGGCCGAUGCCCUCGAGACUGCUGCCGCGUCGCAGUCGUUCGAGGUUGUUGAGGAGCUCGGAGAGUACUUUGUUUCCAUCGGAAACAAGGAUGCCUUCACUGCUCUCCUCUACGUCUGCUACGACUACGUCAGGCCAGACUGGGUCGAGUACCAGUCGUGGCGCUUCGGUCUCGGCGACUACAUCAUGCCGUACAAGCUGCAGAACGCCGCUCAGACGACACAGAAGAUUGCCGCGCUGGAGAAGGAGCUCGCCGAGCUCAAGACGAAGCAGAAGGCGGCCGAGCCCGAGGAGGAGCAGAGCACGGGCAUGCUUGGCGGCUUUGGUGGCCGUCUCAUGAUUGGCGGACCGGGCGGCAUGAACGGCGGGGGGAUGAUGGGCCAGCCGACGGGCGGUAUGAUGAUGGGCCAGCCGACCGGCAUGAUGCAGCAGCCGACUGGAUUCUAUUAA